Messenger RNA from Anopheles maculipalpis, 1152 nucleotides. Its product is annotated as putative odorant receptor 83c. Gene Ontology annotation, biological process: detection of chemical stimulus involved in sensory perception of smell; sensory perception of smell. Lineage: Eukaryota; Metazoa; Arthropoda; Insecta; Diptera; Culicidae. The transcript has 4 exons. Bases 1 to 1152 code for a protein of 383 amino acids. The record is from RefSeq and is a predicted model, not a curated record. Gene Ontology annotation, cellular component: plasma membrane. Gene Ontology annotation, molecular function: odorant binding; olfactory receptor activity.
AUGGUUGAGCAUCCAAUCUACGCAUUCGAUCGGCUGAUCAAACGACAGCGAUUCCUGCUAAAGCUGAUCGGUAUCGAUAGCUAUGAUCGGCAGUUCUGUUUCAACAAGCUAACCGUCAUGGUGAUCUGUCUUGCGUCGUUGUUUUUCGUGAUCUCGCUAUACGAUUUGUACCUGUUUCGGAACGAUGUGUUCAACUUUGUUUACGUGCUGAUAACGAUCUUCUUCGCGACAAUCGGGAUCGCCCGUAUUGCGGUGUUCCUGUGUUACAGCAAUGUUCUAGCGGUUACGCUUGCCCAAACCUACCACACGUACCGACUGGUGACGGAGGAAGGCGAGCGUGAAAUGAGCAUACUCGCCUGGUACACCAAACUGUUACAGCGUGCGGUAGAUGCGUACACGAUCAUGUUUAUUGGGACGUCCAUCGCUGCCGGUAUACUACCGCUCGGUAUCUAUCUGUUGAACGGGGAGCGCGUACUACCGUACGGUGUGGUACUUCCGUUUGUGGACCACGCCUCGCAAAAGGGAUACGAACUGAACUACCUGUAUCAGGUGAGCUGCAUUAUCUGGACACCGCCCGGGCUGGUCGCGUCGGAGUGCAUGAUUUUUGCGCUGGUACUGAACAUCUGCAUACAGUACGACAUACUGGCGGUGCAGCUACUCGAUCUCGACGCGCUAAUCCGCUCGCACGAUCUUACGCGAGAGGCGCUGAUCUCGAAAAAGUUGCGCGCCAUCCUGCAUGGCCAGCAGCGAUUGAUUAGGUACAUUUCCAAUAUCGAAGAUUCGCACACGGUCAUGAACGGUGUGGAGGUACUCUCUCUUGGAAUGCAGAUUGUCAUCACGCUCUUUGUAAUGCAGUUUUCUCUCUGGAUCCCUGGUCUGGUAGUUAUACCGGCAUUCUCACUGCAGCUGUUUCUCUUUUGCCUGCUCGGCACCAUCAUCGAAGAUAAGGGUGUAAAGUUUUCCGACGGCGUGUACAGCCUGACCUGGAACGAGCUAUCAAGGGAGAACAAGCAAAUCUUUCGCCUACUACUCUUGAGCUCUCAGCAACCUAAGACGCUCACCUGCGCCCGUAUGACAUGCAUUAGCCUAAACCUGUUCGUGAAUAUGUCUCAAAAGUUUUACUCAAUCUUCAUGAUGUUACGCAACAUGUAA